GAGAGGAAGGUCAGGAGCAGGAUCUUGCUCUGUCUGAUGCUCAAGAAAUGUCUUCACUCUCAGAAUAUGCGUUGCGCAUGACUCGUCUGAGUGCCCGGCUCUUUGGUGAAGUUGCCAGGCCUACGGAUUCCACAUCCAUGAAAGUGGUGAAACUAUUCAGUGAACAGCCCCUGGCCAAGAGGAAGGAGACUUAUGACUGGUAUCCGAACCACAACACAUACUUCGCACUCAUGGGCACACUCCGGUUUUUUGGGCUUUACAGAGAUGAGCAUCAGGAUUUUAAGGAUGAGCAAAGGCAUCUCAAGAAACUCCGUGGAAAGGGGAAACCAAGGAAAGGAGAAGGAAAACGAGCAUCAAAGAAGAAAUGGUGUUGCCCAUCAAGAAAGGCAAUUUCUUGCUGAGUGACUGAGGGGGAGGUGUAUCUUUCUACACACUUCAUUUUUAAUGAAGGAUUUGAAGAAACACAAUCAUGUCAUAUUGAAGCCCAAUCCAGCUAUUAACGCAUUCUAAUUUUGCAAAAUUAUUUUUCUCUACUUUUGUAAUCUGGCUUUACCUAAUUCUGCAAUGGAGCAGGUAAAUUAUUGUCUAAUGACAUGUUUAGCGGAGAGUGGGAUGUUGGGGGGGUUGGGGAGACUACAUUAAAUAAG
Messenger RNA from Perognathus longimembris pacificus (Pacific pocket mouse), 647 nucleotides. Its product is annotated as 28S ribosomal protein S33, mitochondrial-like. The coding region runs from base 48 to 401 and encodes 117 amino acids. Gene Ontology annotation, cellular component: mitochondrion. NCBI's taxonomy places the organism in Eukaryota, Metazoa, Chordata, Mammalia, Rodentia, Heteromyidae. The transcript has a single exon. The record is from RefSeq and is a predicted model, not a curated record.